Messenger RNA from Microplitis mediator, 1654 nucleotides. RefSeq lists its product as uncharacterized. The record is from RefSeq and is a predicted model, not a curated record. The transcript is spliced from 2 exons. Gene Ontology annotation, molecular function: protein binding. Lineage: Eukaryota; Metazoa; Arthropoda; Insecta; Hymenoptera; Braconidae. The coding region runs from base 545 to 1492 and encodes 315 amino acids.
GAUGUAAUUACUGAGGUGUCUCGUGUAGGAUGCCAUUAGGGACUUGAAUUUGGUCAGCAAAACCCGGAACAUUUUCUCGUGCCUCCUUGGUGAAAGAGUAUCUAUCUUAACACGUGUUUUCAAACUUGAUUUUAAAUUGUUACUUUAUAAAUUCAAUAUUUCAACCAAUAAUUCAUCGCUACACAUCUAAUAAGACUUCAUCAGGUAAAAAAAGUUCAUUUCUCUAUCAUGAAAUAGAUAAUCAUUAAACGUGUCACAAGUACGCACCACAAAUAUAUAAAUCGAAAAGGCUAAAAUCAACAAAGCAACAGUCAAGCAAACGACAAUCGAUAAUAUCCACGCCAUAAAAUUUCAAGACAAAGAUUACAUAGAUAAUGUAACAACUGAAGAUAUUUAUACUAAUGACAAUUACUUUGAUGAGGGAACUCCUCUAUAUGUAGCAGCGUGAAUCGGAAAUUAUAAAAUAUUUCAAAAGUUGAUAAAAAUCGGUGCUGAUAUACACAAACGAAAUCCAACAACUCAAGAAACAGUACAAGAUAGCGCCAUGAAAUCCUGCAAUUUCGAUAUCGUCAGGUAUCUUAAGGGAAAAACUGCAUUGCAAUUUGCCGCCGAUGAAGGAACAAAAGAAGUCAUGACGUUAUUAUUGACUGACAUAGCUGACAUUAAUGCUGAAUCUGUUGACGAAAUCACUCCUAUUAGUAAUGCUGUUAUAGCUAAAAACUGCGAUAACAUGCAAAUAUUAAUGAAAUAUGUGCUUGAUCUUUUUGGUACAUAUAAAAGAGAUGAUGCCACAAAAACAAUUUUUGAUGCAGCUCUUGAUAUUCAUAAAUAUGAAUAUAAAGCGUUAAAGAAUUGGUUACUUUCAUUUUCUCGUAAGCUUGGUGUUAAUCAUAAUAAUAAUGUUAAUUUUGACCGUUUCUUUAAAUCCUUUACAUACCAAAUGGAAGCACAUUACUUUAUCAUCUUAUUUAAACAAGAAAUUAAAGACGAAACUAUGUUUUCCAUUAAUGGCAAGGUUGACGCUAAUGCUCAGGAGCAUAUUAACAUGCACAUUGAAGAAUUGAUAGCAGCGGGUUUUUAUGUUAGUCAACGAAACAUUGAAUUUGUUAGUAAUACGAACAAAUUUUCUGAUAGUUCAGCUGAAUGUUUUUUAGAAGUUGAAAAAAUGAAAAAAAAUGUGAUAGAAGGCAGUUAUAUCACAUUUAUAGAGAUUUUACAAAAAAAUGUGCGAUACUUGGCACAUUAUUUAAAGUUUGUUGAUUUGAACAAAAUAUUGAUACGUGAACCUCAAUUUCCAGAGUAUCCAAGAUAUAAAAAUAAGAUCUUUUUUAAAUUGUGGAAAGUUCUGAUAAGAGUUAACUACAUAAAAGAUUCUGAGGAAGUUAUUUAUAAUACUUUUUAUGAAUUACGGCUUCCGGAUAUGUUUAUCAGAGAAUUGUAUCUCUACUUGUCAAAUGAAGAUUUAAAAGAAAUAGUUCAACCCUCUAGAUAGAAAAAAAAAUAGCUAAUCACUAGCAUCCUAUAAAUUAAAAUUAAAUGACAUCUGUAAUCUAUUGUCACACCGCUGUUCUCCUUAAAUAAAUUAAAAAGAAAAUGUAAAAUAAACUAUACCAAAAUGUACAAAUAUACUUAGAAUUUUUUAAUAAAAUUAAUG